Lepus europaeus (European hare) is the source of this 336-nucleotide messenger RNA. Its product is annotated as large ribosomal subunit protein eL32-like. The record is from RefSeq and is a predicted model, not a curated record. Gene Ontology annotation, cellular component: cytosolic large ribosomal subunit; ribosome. Gene Ontology annotation, molecular function: structural constituent of ribosome. Bases 1 to 336 code for a protein of 111 amino acids. The transcript has a single exon. NCBI's taxonomy places the organism in Eukaryota, Metazoa, Chordata, Mammalia, Lagomorpha, Leporidae. Gene Ontology annotation, biological process: translation.
AUGGCUGCCCUCAGACCCCUGAUAAAGUCCAGGAUCAUCAAAAAGAGGACCAAGACGUUCAUCCAGCACUGGCAAGACAGAUAUGUCAAGAUUAAGCGUAACUGGCGGAAACCCAGAGGUACUGACUAUAGGACAUGGAGAAGAUUCAAGGGCCAGGUCCAGAUGCCCAAUAUUGGCUACAGGAGAAACAAGGAAACAAAGCACGUGCUGCCCAGUGGCUUCUGGGAGUUCCUGGUCCACCAUGUCAAGGGGCUGCUGACGUGCAACAAAUCUUACUGUGCUGAGAUUGCUCACAAUAUUUCCUCCAAGAAAAGAGGUGAAAUAUUCCAGAAAUAA